Hyaloperonospora brassicae is the source of this 615-nucleotide messenger RNA. NCBI's taxonomy places the organism in Eukaryota, Oomycota, Peronosporomycetes, Peronosporales, Peronosporaceae. The record is from the annotation of a GenBank genome assembly.
AUGUGUCCAGCGAUCUUCUUGUCCGCGGCACUGCUCUGCCUUGUGACAUGUGGCUAUGCCGUCAAAGCAGCAUCAGACUUGCAGAACCCCAUCACGUCGGACGUCAACUCGCCUGCGAUGGCCAAUGACAACCGGAUUCAAUCUGAUGCGAAUACGAAGCAACGGCGCCUGUUUUCGACGUGGGAUAAGAAGCAUUCGGAACCUGAAGCCGACCCGCAGGCGGCUGCAAUGGACAGCGUUGCCGAGGACGCGCAAUUCGACAACAUUGGCGCGCCAGCUCGUGAAAGCACCUACGUCCCAUACAGCGAUGACAGCAUCGAUAGCUCGGACCUUUCCGACAGCUCGGACUUUUCCGACAGCUCCGACACCGUCGGUGUGGCCAGCAAAUCCGGUCGAAUACCUCACUGGCGUCUCUACGUUUACGCUUUGAAGUACAGGAGGUACUUCAAGUGGGACCAUCGUACUCGUGCGCAAGUGCUGCAAGACCUCGCCAUUAACGAGGAAUAUCACGACGGCUGGACUCGACACAAUACGUAUCUCGACAAAGGCUACCUCGUGUAUCUCGACAAGCAAUGUGCACGUCCCAAAAACAUCAACGAGCCCGCUUGUGCUUAG